GUUAGCGAGAGGCGGUCGCAGCAAUAAUACUUGAGCCUUAGCUUGGCGUCGUUCUCGCAGCCGGGCACGCGCAGCACGCCCGGUUCGUCGCGGGUAUUUCUUUCCGUGCCACAGCAAUCGAGUCGCUGCAUGCAUUUAUAGUCUUAGAAACAUGUGAACAAUUCACUGCGCACAGAAUGGCAAAGGAGACAGCCAAGGCCCGGCCCGGGCCUGCCAAAGGGCAAGCGACAAAGAGAACUGCUGCCGCCAAGGCUGCCGCAGCCAAUGAUGACCCCUUAAAGUUAUACUAUCGCGUCUGCGGAAGGAGAGUCAGGAAGAUAUUGGGUGGCAAGCUUGGCGAAACUGAAAACGGCUACCCUGUCUGCUCCAGGCUGUCACAAGCCACCGGGAAAUUCGAGCCUGUCGUCCAGGUGAAGUUCGGUCCGGGAGAAGCAAAGCACUCGCUGCCUCUCAGCGAUCUGCUUGAACAAUAUGAAUUCGUUGACGACAACGCCGGCAGCGGCGCCGGGACCGCAACGGCGGCGGUAGCCGCAGGCGGCGGCGUGCGAACCGCUGGCGGUGCCUCCGCGCGCGCCCCUCGCCCCACCUUGGCACCGGGUGGCAACGCCGGUGGCUCUGGCGCUGGCGCUAGUGCUGGCGCCAAAGCUGGCACUGGUGCUGGUGCUGGUGUCAAAACCAAAGCGGUUGCGGGUGGCAGCAGAGCCGGCAAGGCGGCGCGGCCUGGGCCCCAUCCGACAAAGGCCGCUGGCAACAGCUCGGCCGGCGGCGGCAGGUCAGCACCGGGCGGCAGCGGCGGAACGGACGCCAGCGGCGGGCAGGGCACCCGGGCGGGUGCUGGGUCGGGGGCGGCUGCGGGUACAGGUGCGGGUACAGGUGCGGGGGCGAGUGCAGCUGCCGAGCAGCCGGCUGUGCGUCGCAAGUCCACGCCUGCCGCUGCCAAGGGCGCAGCGGCGUCAGCCGGCCCGCCCAGUACCGGCGCCAACGGAAAGGGCAGCGGGGCAAAGGCGGGCGGCGCCGUCCCGGCAGGCGGUGACAGGGGGAAGUCGCCGGUUGGCAGCUGCGGUGGUACAGGAGGUGGGCUGCAGCAAGAUGAGGGGGCCGAACAGCAGCCGCCGCGGCAGCCACAGCAGCAGCCGCAACCGCAGCAGCAACAUGUGCAGCCGAAGCAGAAGGCAAAGCAGCCACAACAGCAAGCAAAGCGGCAGGCUGGCAAGCAGCGCCCGCAGCAGCGGGAUGACCAAGAGGCGCAGGAGCAGGAGCAAACACAGUCGGAGCAGGCAGGGGCGGAAGCCGGCGGCAGGGACAGCAGGGACGACGACAGCGAUGUGGUGCUGGUGGGUGAGAAGCCGGCGCCAAAGCCCCAGCCCCGAAGGCGGAGCAAGCUUUUGCGCAAGCGCACAGCAGGCGCCGCUGGCUCCCCCGCUGCAGCGGCUGCGGCGGCAGAUGGAGCAGUGGCGGCGGCGGGCGCUGACGGGAAGCUGGCGGACAGCGAGCAGCGGCAGCCAAGCGAGGGACGUGGCAAGCAGCGGCGGUCUGGGGCCGCGGCGGCGGCGCAUGACAGGGAUGCAGAGGCGCAGGCGGGCCAGCCGGGGGCGCAGGUGGCCCCGUCGCAGCGGCAAAAGCAGCCGCAUAAGCGGAAGCGGUCGCAGCCACGGCAGGCGCCGGCAGGUGAGGUCUCAGGCGGCGGCGACGGCGGUUCAGACAGCGAGGCGGGCCGGUCGCCGCAGCGCCCCCGCCGUACUGCCGCGGCGGAUGAUGAGCCCGCGGCGCGGCGGCAAAAGGACGGCGGGCGGCUGCGGGCACCUGCGCAGCAGGCAGCUGCGGUGGGGCGGCGCGCAGCGAGCGAGCGCGAGCAGGCGCAGGCGCAGGCGCAGGCGCGGGGUCAGGAGAACGAGGACAUGCCAGCGGACCUGGAAGAUGACUGGACGCAGGCCACGGACCUCGAGGCCGGAUGGUUUGUGCAGGAUACCGGGGACGACAACUUGGGUGGCGGCGGCGACACCUUUCCUGCUUUCGGCGCCGAGUUGGGUGGCGCAGACGACUUCUUGGGCGGCAACGGCGGCGGCAGCGGUGCACAGGGUGGCGUGGACGCUGGGGCAGACGGCCAGGCCUGGACCCAGGAGAGCGUGGAUGUCGUGAAUGUGGGGGCAGUAGCAGCUGCGGCAGUAGCAGCCACGGCAGUAGCAGCAGCUGUUGCUGCAACAGCAACAGCGGCUGCAGCAGAAGCAGAAGCAGGGGGAGCUGCACCGCGACGUGGAGACGACGCGGGCAUCGGGACUGGGGCAGCGCUGCCACAGGAUCCAAACACGCAGGAUCCGAACACGCAGCGUGCAGCGUGCAGCGGCGGCAUUGGCGGCGGCGCCUCCGGACCGGGCAGCCGCCAGGGCGCCGGUAACACCGCUGCAGCCGCGACCGUGUCAGGAAAGGCUGCACCAGCAGCUGAGGGAGAGGCGGAAGGGUCCGUGGGCUCGGAUGCGCCCGCUUCAGGUUGGGGGGCGCCCGCAGGGGCGGACGCGCAGGCUCGCUGCCACGCGCACGCCAAAGCAAAGUCAGCAGCGGAUUGCGCCGCAAACAGGCCAGCGGACGCCGAGGUCCGAGCAGGCGACGCCGGGGAAGGCGGUGAUGUGGCGGCGGCUCCGGUCCAACGCUUGGGUGCAGGACUGGCGCCAACAGAGAAGGCGGUGGCGAGUGCCACUGACACAGCGGCCGCACACCCGCCUUGCAUACAGCAGCCAAAGCGGGGGCAGGUGCGGCAGCCGCUGGAGGAGUCGCGGUCGCGGUUGCAGGACGGCAAGGGCGAGGGCGAGGAGGACGCCGGACCGGGCGAAGAGGACGCGAGCAACAGCAGCGACAACAGCAGUGACGAAUCGGAGGAGGGCGAGGACCGCGAUGGGGGGGACGAGGAGGCGCACGAAGACGACAGCGGCGACGCGACCUCUUCCGACUUGGUCGGUUCCCACGGGCCCUGGCAGGACGACGAGCUCCGGCUGGACCUGUUGACAGCGGAGGAACGGCGGGCGCAGGAGGAGCAGGAGGAGCGGGAGCGGCGGCAGCAGCGGGACAGGGCUGCGGCGGCGGUGGGCAAGGCGGACCAGGCAGUCGAAGAGUCGAGGCAGCCAGCGGCAGAGGGCGCUGGAGCCACAGCCGCUGGUGCUGCCGCUUGUUCCGCGGCAGGUGCUGGCGAGGUGGAAGAGCGGGUUGUUGCCGCUGCGCCAGUCGCCCACGGAACUGGUGACGCAUCGCGCAAGGCUGCAGCGCGGGAGCUGGGAACGAGCAACGGUGCCGCGGCUGCCCCUGUUGGUGCAUCGCGGGUGGCGGCAGCUGUGGCAGAACGGCCUGUGGCGGAUACCGGUGCUCCAACGGACGCAGCUGCAGACACCGGGGAUGCGGAGGAGGAGGUGACUGUCGGAGAGGCCGUUCGGGAGGCCGUGGGGGAGGCGGGAACGCAGGGCAGCCAUGAUGAGGCGGCAGCUCCGGUGGCAGCAGCAACGAUAACAACAGCAACAGCAGGCGACGGCGCGGCGGGCGCAACCGAGCUGCAAGUUGGCGCUGCCCCAGAUCGCUUGCCAGCGGACCCGCAGGCGGGCAUGCGGCCUGAUGGGGGGCCUGCGGCGGCGGCCGCAGCAUCGGCGCCAGGCGAAGACCGGGUUGCAGAGGGCGUGGUUGUGGGACCGUUCACAGGCCGCGCCUACCCCGCCCACCUGGUGCGCUGCCCCGGCGACGUGUCACUGCGCCGCCAGCUGGAGGUGCCGGGACUGCUGGUGUCCGACCCCCACCGCGCCGUGCAGGCCGUCGUGGACGAGCGCUAUUGCCCGGUGGCCGGCUGCAAGCUCCUGCUGGUCAAGUGGCGCGGCUACGAGCUCGAUCCGGGGCAGCCGCCACAACAGGCGCAGGCACAGCAAACCCCGUCGUCACAAGCUGGCGGAGGCGGAGGCGGCGGAGGCGGAGGCGGAGGCGGCGGAGGCGGAGGCGGAGGCAGCAGUGCGGGCGCUGGUGGUGCCAGCGGUAUUGCCGAUGGGCUGCAGGACCGCUGCGGCGCUGAUGGCGCCGGCGGCGGUGGUGGCGGCGGUGGCGGCGGGCGGCAUGGGCACUGGGUGUACGAGUACGGCGUGGAGAGGUGGGCGGCCGUGCAGCCCGAGGUGGCGGACAUGUUGGCAGCGUGGCGGGCGGCUGCCGGCAGCGGGGCGGGCCGCCGGGACCCCUGCGACGACAAUGACGGCGACCUCGACAGCGGCGACGAUGGUGGGGGAGGCAGUGGUGGAAGCGGCAGUGGUGGUGGCGGUGGCGGAGGAGGUGGUGGCGGCGGUGGAAGCGGCAGUGGUGGCGGCGAUGGCAGUGGGGGCGACGGUCACGGCCGCGGCCAUGGGCGCAGCGGCGAUGGGAAUGCACCGCCCAACCCGCCGGCGCACCACAACCACCAACAGCAUCAUCAGGCCCAGCAUCCCCGGCCCUCUGCGGCAGCCGCUGCACUUCACGGUGGCGGCGGCGGCGAGGGUGCCGACGUACCUGGCACCCCCCGCGCCGCUAUCGGCAUGACCGAGCAGGUGGCCAAGCUCCUGCAAUGCUGGCGGUCACGCAGCCCGCAGUGGCGGCAGAUGGGCGGGAGAUCUAGCGGCGGCGGUGCCGGCGACAGCAGCCCUACCGGCGUGCGUGCCGGAAGCACCGCGCAAGCCGUCGGCAGCAACAUCGCGUGGGCGCCCUUGUCCUCUCGUGGCGCCGUUCCUGUCCAAGCGAUGGCAACGGCAGCAGCAGCGGCUCAUGCAGCGCACCCUGCUGCCGCCUGUCACCACGGCCACCCGGAGCCACACGUGCAGCCGCGCCCGCAGCCGCCCCAGUCACCCCACAACCACCUCACAGGGUUACCCUCCGUGAACGUCAUGGCGGCGGCGAACACCGCAGCGCUGGCGGCGGCCGUGGCGGCGCUCGGGCUGGACGCCGCCGCUGCCAGCGCUGCCGUCGCGUCGGCCCACGCCGCGGCUGCGGCGACCGCCGCCGGUACCGCCGUGGCUGCUGUGACGUGGCCGGCUGGCGCCGCCGCGGCUAGCGCCGGCCUGGAGGGCGCGGCUCCGAACGGUCGCCUCGACGGCGACAAUGAUGACGGCGACAGCGAUGACUUUGGCCUCGAGGACCUGCUGGCGGAUGACUUCCUGAGAGGCAUGGGCGAGGAGCUGAAGAUGGAGGAGUUGGCGCCGGCACAGGAGCAGGAGCAGUACGGUGCCGCUGCCGAGGCAGGGAGCCAUGCGCGGCAUCACGGCGGUGCUGGUGCUAGCGGCGGCGGCGGCGGUAGCGGCGGCAGCGGCGGCAGCGGCGGCUGGGGGCCCACCAUCUCAGCUGCAGCUGCCACAGCGGGCGGCGACUUCUUCCAGUUGAACCCGGCGCAGGCUCACCAACACCAGCAGUCGCAGCCGCAGCCACGUCAGCACCCGCACCAGCACCAGCACCAGGCAACCUCGCACCUGCGCCAGAGUGGCCGCGCACGGCGCCCCUCCAAGCGCCAUGACGCCUCCGAAUACCAGCUCGACAGCUCAUUGAAGAGCCUACAGCCCACAGGACCCGCCGUUGCCCCCAGUUCCCUUGGCGGCGCCGGCGCUAGCGGCAGCCGGAAACGCAGCGCUAGCGGCUUAGGAGCCAAGGGCGCAAAGCGGCAACGCGCGGGCAGCUCUCCAUCAGGUUCCAGUCAGCGCCGCGGCGGCGGCAGCAGUGGUGGCGACGUCGCGGGUGGCUGGAAUGGCGGCUCUGGUGGGGACUGGAGCGGUGGUACCGGUAACGGCAGCGGCAGCGGGUAUGACGGCGGCGGCGCCGCCGCCGCCGCCGGCGGCAAUGGCAAGAUGGCGCUGCUGCACGGCGGCCAGGUGACCGUCAUCCGAGCGGCGGCGGCGCGCGAUCCGGGCAGCUGUGACGGCGACGUGCACGUAGCGGCGCGGGAGCAGGAGGCGGCUGACAUGGUGGCUGCGGACGCCGAGGCCGAGGCUGGCUGGCGGGACGAGCUGGACGCAGGCCGCUUCGUGUUUUGCCUGGUCACUGGCCGUCGCUACCCCGCCUCCGCCUGCUACCGGCAUGGCGACAUCCGUCUGGUGGACUACGUGCCGGAGGAGGAUGGCACCGUGGGCGAAGUGGAACGAAUCAUGGACGAGGUGGAGGACGAAGAGGUGGUGGAGGAGCCGGACGGCAGCAGGCGGCUGGUGCGGUGCCGCAAGUACCUGGUCAAGUGGCAGGGCUAUGAGUUGGAUCCCGGGGAGCCGGGCAAGAGCGGCCGCCAGGGGCACUGGGAGCCCAAGGAGAACGUGGUAGCAGAUGGAGUACCGGCGGCGCUGCACGCGUGGAAGAGGCGGCGGCCACUGUGGUGGCACUCCGUGUUUCCACUGCCGGUUGAGGAGCCCUUGGUCUCAGACAGCCGUAAAGCUGCCAACAAAAAGGCUGGCGCCGCAAAGCGUGGCGGGAACAGCCGCAGCACGAGCGUGGCCUGGGCGAGUUAACCCGACCGGUGCCACGUGCCGGGUCUUGCCAACGGUCAGGGCCGGGUUUGAAGUCCUCCUGAAAAGCAGUGCAGACGACGUUGGUCAUACUUGGAUAGGUGGCACUAGGCCGAAGUGGAUGGGUGAUGGCCGAGACCGGGAAAGCUUUAAGCAAUCGUAGUGCAGGUAAGCAAUCCGAGUUUUUAGAGUGUGAAAUGCUCAAUAUUGCAAUGAUUACAUGUGUCCCAAUUGGCCCGCUGGACGAUGCGGGCCAGAGGCGGGCGCAAGGUUUGCUCACAGACAUAUGUACUUGGAUUUCUAUCGCAAGAACAAAAUAACUCAUUCUACAUGUACACGCAUCGCUCGGCUGAAGAGAAGCCUCCUGUAGUAAUACGUUGCAACAUUUUGGACUCCUCACACUUGCCGAGGAUGUUGAUUAACAUGCUAUCACGGUUACUUAUGGAUGAGACUGCAGUGUAGAAGUAGCUGGCCGGGGGUGGAGUUAGGGUCGGCCGAAUGGCCAUGGCUUCUCGGCAACGCCUCCUGUCUAUGCGCAGCCUUCCGAGCAGUCGCAAGGGAUGGCAAACUCUGUUUUUGUU
Molecule: messenger RNA, 7054 nt
Organism: Chlamydomonas reinhardtii
Lineage: Eukaryota; Viridiplantae; Chlorophyta; Chlorophyceae; Chlamydomonadales; Chlamydomonadaceae
Exons: 7
Coding region: 177-6476 (2099 amino acids)
Biological process (GO): regulation of DNA-templated transcription
Cellular component (GO): RSF complex
Source: RefSeq, a predicted model, not a curated record